Molecule: messenger RNA, 816 nt
Organism: Camelus dromedarius (Arabian camel)
Lineage: Eukaryota; Metazoa; Chordata; Mammalia; Artiodactyla; Camelidae
Gene: ZNF501
Product: zinc finger protein 501
Exons: 1
Coding region: 1-816 (271 amino acids)
Source: RefSeq, a predicted model, not a curated record
AUGAGUCCUGGCCAGAUUUCACUGCAGUUGAAACAUCAGAAACUUAACAUGUGGAAGAAACCUUCAAAGUGUAGUGAAUGUGGAAAAUUCUUUACUCAGAGAUCAUCUCUGACCCAGCAUCAGCGGAUUCACACGGGAGAGAAGCCCUAUGCGUGUACUGAAUGUGGAACUUGUUUCCGUAAACAGUCAAAUCUUACUCAACAUCUGAGGAUUCAUACAGGAGAGAAACCUUAUAAAUGUAAUGAAUGUGAGAAAGCCUUUCAAACAAAAGCAGUCCUCGUCCAGCAUCUGAGAAUUCAUACUGGUGAGAAACCCUAUAAAUGUGUUGAAUGUGGCAAAGCCUUUUGUCAGAGUCCAUCUCUUACCAAACACCUGAGAAUUCACACCGGAGAGAAACCAUAUAAAUGCAGUGAAUGUGGCAAAGCCUUCAGUCAGAGCAUAUGCCUUACUCGUCAUCAGAGAAGUCAUUCUGGAGAUAGACCUUAUAAGUGUGAAGACUGUGGGAAGGCCUUUAAUCAGAGUGCAUGCCUCAUGCAGCAUCAGAGAAUCCAUUCGGGAGAGAAGCCCUACACAUGUACCAAAUGUGGUAAAGCCUUCACUCAGAACUCUUCCCUUGUUGACCAUGAGAGAACUCACACUGGAGAGAAGCUUUAUAAGUGUAGCGAGUGUGAAAAAACCUUCCGCAAGCAAGCACACCUCAGUGAACAUUACAGAAUUCAUACUGGAGAGAAACCUUAUGAAUGUGCUGAGUGUGGGAAAUCCUUCAGGCACAGCUCAGCGCUUGUUCGACAUCAGAGACUUCAUGCUGCAGAAUAA